Molecule: messenger RNA, 2074 nt
Organism: Musa acuminata AAA Group (dessert banana)
Lineage: Eukaryota; Viridiplantae; Streptophyta; Magnoliopsida; Zingiberales; Musaceae
Exons: 10
Coding region: 1-498 (165 amino acids)
Source: RefSeq, a predicted model, not a curated record
AUGACGACGGAUAAGACUGCUAAGCGACGGGGUCCAGCCUCGCAAAUGCCGAGUGGGUGCUCGGCCACCGGCGCAUUUUCGGUUCUCCCACUUGGCUUUUGGUGGGUCCGACUCACAUGUACAGAGAAGCCACAAAGAAAAGAGUGCGAAGGACCCAAUUAUAAAUGGAAUCUUUUGUUCGGGUCGGGUGCCAAACAACAGGCAGCAAUCAUCUACGGCUACAUGGAGGUGAUGGCUCGGAACGGGUGGGUCCCGACGCUGGAGCCCGUUGGCUACCGGGAACCUACAAAGGAUAAGGUGGUAACCAAGCAGAGACCACAGACGUUGGAUGCACUUUUUGCAGAUAUGAAGCAGCAGAGGAUGAGGUUGAUGACCCAGCAAGCAUAUCGUGGUAAUGGCCAUCAACCUGCACAAAAGCGAAAUGGCCUGCACCAACAUCGUGGCAGAGGCAGAUCACCAAGUGGCUUCACGCAACAGUGUGGCAACUUCACUGGUUAGACAGUGUGUAAGGAGGAUCCAUCCUGUUCUAUCUCCAACUUCACUUGUCUUUUCUAAUGCAUCGAAGCAACCGAGCAAGAAGUAUCACUAAGAGGUUCUUCCGUCUUCACAAACCUUCCUCGUACCUUCGGUUGGCUAUCUGCAAGAGCCUCCCUGCGAGCAUACUGCAAAACACCAGACUUGCAUCACUUUGCAGAACUUGCGGUCUGGUUGAAAAAUGCAAGUUAAAAUUAGCACAAGGAUGGAACAAACAUGGACUUUUGCUUUAUCAGCAGCAACAGAGGUUCAGAAGUUUUAUGGAUCAGUCACUGUUCUUAAGACUUUGUUUCCAUAAGAAAGAAACUAUGCGGGGAACACAAGGAGAAAGAAAAGAAAUCAGGAACUUCUCAAUGGAAGAACAUUGGCUGUUGUCUUCCCUGUCCUCGUGCUUUUCUUGCCAAGAUUCUGCCAUAAAAGCUCAAUAAUUGGAGAAGUUCCCGAAGAAUCUUAAUCAUUUCCACUAAGUGCUUAAGCUGGAAGAAGUGAUGGCCAAGACAAGAAGAGAAUGGCUUGAAGAACUUCAACUACCGUAAGAAAAGGAAGAGAAAAAGGCAGAUUUAAUACACUGGAAAGCAGAUCAUGAAGGAAAAGGUAGACAUAUGCUGUCUUCCAAUUGGACCAAAGGAUCCAGAUUCUUCCUCUGACGUGGCUGAGUGAGGCCGAUGGCUUCAUCUGUUUCCCGCCUGAUGACCUGAAAAAGAUGGUAUCCAAAAAUGGUGGGGACGAGGUUGGUCAAUGGCAAAAAGGAUAUGAACUCGAAGCAGGGAAAGGAGAGGAGAAUAGGAGUGGGAAUCUAACAGAUCAAUCCACUUGUAAGAGAGUUGUGAAGAGUGUGAGUUGCAAUGGGAUUGGAAGCUUAACAAAGGACAACACCUCCAAAACCCAAACAUGAAUGAAUAGUUGGGAGGUGUGUGGGUUGUGAUGAGGUUGACAGCCUUCCCUGCCAUUACUUUGUUCCUCUUUUUCUUCUGCCUGUUGAUGCGUAUCCACCAUUGAUGGCACCAACUCAGGUUAUGUUCUUCUCGGAAGUGCUUCCUUGAUGAGCUCGAGGCUGUCAGCAAAGUCAUCCAAGAGCUGGUGAGGGUCAGGUAUGGCCAAUUCAUCCACUGCCAGAACUACUUUCAUGGUGUUCAUGUAACUCAUAAGAGUAACUGUGAGUGCCUGCCGAAAUGUUUCUAAUGGUGAAGAUGUCUACAUUGUGGAUAAGUUACCUGAUCAAAAUUAUAUAGCAUGUAAAAGUAAUGCAACGACUGCCUGUAAAAACAGAUGCAGUUUGCAUGAAAUGAGAAUUGAAAGAGAGCUAAAAACUAUUUAUGUGGGGGCAGAUAGAAAGAGAGCUAAAGAAUUAUCACAUUGAUGAGAAUUGAAAGAGUCGGAUUAACAAGGUUAAGUUUGAUUCAUAACUUAAAGUUUUUAGAUUGGCUUGAUAUCCAAUCUAAUGAUGUAGAUUAGCAGCCUUGACCAAAAUUAUAAAUUUUGGGAGUCCUAUCAAAUUAGAAACAUUAUGAAUAAAAAUAAAGAGAUUAUGCCUUCUUUA